Messenger RNA from Racocetra persica, 614 nucleotides. NCBI's taxonomy places the organism in Eukaryota, Fungi, Glomeromycota, Glomeromycetes, Diversisporales, Gigasporaceae. The record is from the annotation of a GenBank genome assembly.
CUGAACACAUUGAGGGACGAACACCAAACAUGUGCCGAGACAGAUGGCAAAUAAUUAAUCCAGAUAAAGUUAAAUAUAAAAGAUUUUCAGAAAUGGACCAACAACUUUUAGAACAUGUUAUAGUUAAUGAGUGUCCUUUAUGGAGAGGAAAAAGAAUUAAUUGGAAAUAUAUAUCAGAAAAAUAUUUUCCGAAUCGUAGUAAUAUAGAAUUAUUAUAUUAUUGGAGACAUUAUCGUAAUCCCAAUGAUUGGACUCAAGAGGAAGAUGAGUUACUUCGUCAGAAAAUGAAAGAAUAUAGGGGACCACCUGAAAGCAUGUGGGAAAAUAUUUCUAAAAGUAUAAUUGGACGAACAGCAUUUCAAUGUCGUGAAAGAUGGUUUCAUGCAGCAAACCCUGAACUCAAGUUUGGACGCUGGAAAUUAGAAGAAUGUAUUGCAUUAAUUAAUGAGAUUAAAAGGCAUGGGAAACGAUGGAAUAUAAUUAGCAAGAAUUUAAGACGACCAUACCAUAAUGUAAGGAAAAAAUAUCGGAAUAUGGUAAAAUAUAAUGAUAGACUCAUCAGGGCUUUACGCCAUCAAGAACUAACAGAUUCUGAUGAAUCAGAUACCAAAUAA